Molecule: messenger RNA, 917 nt
Organism: Medioppia subpectinata
Lineage: Eukaryota; Metazoa; Arthropoda; Arachnida; Sarcoptiformes; Oppiidae
Source: the annotation of a GenBank genome assembly
AUGUGCAUCAAAGCCUACGACACGACUUGAGUUACAAGACUUGGCCGAUGUUUACUCGGGGUCCACCGCUCGCCGAAAAUAAUCAUAAUGAAUACGGCGUUCACCCGUUUUAUACUGUACUGGAGUCAGAUGGCAAAGCCCAUGGCAUAUUGUUUCUUAACAGUAACUCUAUGGAGUACACACUAUUACCAGAGCCGGCCCUGUCGUUAAAAAGCCUCGGGGGUGUUUUGGACUUUUUUGUAUUUAUUGGCGAUAACCCGGAGCACGUGAUACAAUUGUACACAUCAGUGGUCGGUAGGACAACAAUGCCUCCCUUCUGGGGUCUGGGGUAUCAACUGUGCCGAUACGGGUUCAAAACCACACAAAGUAUGCGCGAUGUACUCGACAGGAAUAUUAAAGAGAAAGUACCCUUGGACGUGAUGUAUUGCGACAUCGAUUACAUGGAUAGGUUCGAGGACUUUACUUACGACAAGAAAGCGUUCGCCGGCCUCCCGGAGCUGUUCCACGACAUGACCACCAAAAACAACAUCCAUUGGACUGUAAUCCUGGACCCGAUCAUUGAGGCCAAUAACCCAAACUACACGUCGUUCAACGAGGGCUACAAACAAGACGUGUUUAUCAAAUGGGCCAAAGAUGUGGCGGUGAAGGACCGACACAACCCGCCCGGAGUGCCCACCGAUAAGGACACUUAUUAUGGCCGUAUGUGGCCGUCAGGACCCGCCGGUUUUCCCGACUUUCUUAAAAAUAGCACAAAUGUUUGGUGGACUAAUCAAGUGAAGAAUUUUCAUGCCGCAAUAUGGGGAGGUUCAAAUAGGCAACUGUCCGCAGACAGUGUAUGUAUGAAAACCACCCAGGGUGAUAAUGAAGAGUACUCUCAUUAUGACGUGCACUCGUUGUAUGGUUUAACCGAGCAGGUU